Fomitiporia mediterranea MF3/22 is the source of this 1584-nucleotide messenger RNA. RefSeq names its product extracellular small protein 1. The record is from RefSeq and is a predicted model, not a curated record. NCBI's taxonomy places the organism in Eukaryota, Fungi, Basidiomycota, Agaricomycetes, Hymenochaetales, Hymenochaetaceae. The transcript has 2 exons. Bases 497 to 913 code for a protein of 138 amino acids.
AACAGGCUACUCAACUUCAUGAAAGUCGGGUAACUUAUUGUCAUUGUCAAAUGCCCAGACUUUUCGGAGCUACCAUGAUGUCUUUUGCAUACGCCACGAACUCUUCUAAUAGAUCGACAGAAUAACCCCAGGCUCACCUGACGCUCAAUCAUCAUCCGUUUUGAUGCCGAUACUAAAAUACAGACUGGUUAUCCCACCCACCGAAGAUCCCGCCGCUUCUCCAGGUUCGACACCUUCCUUACAUGUACAGCCGGGUUUUCUGGGGAUAUGCGAUCCAGCGCGGUGUCAUCCUGCGCUAUUCGUACUGUGUCAUGAGUCUUAGCGAGUUGAUUCAUGUGCACAUCGGCAAUGCUAGCCCGCACUUUUACCAACCGCAACAUAAAUUCUAAACAUAUAAAAAGAGGCUUGCUAGACUCUUGGAAAACCAGAGUCAAGUUCAACAACUCUUACUCCAUCCACCACUUACCUUCUCUUCACGCCAUCAACGUCUCUAGUCAUGCACUUCACAUCUGUCCUCUCAACCCUCCUCUUCGCCGGUGCUGCUUUCGCAGUUCGCGCAGGCUUUGACAACACCUAUGACAACGCCGGAGGCGAUAUGAACACGGUUUCCUGCUCAACGGGACCCAACGGCCUCUCAGGUCGCUUCCCAACCUUUGGCAAUCUGCCAACCUUCCCGAACAUCGGCGGCUCAAGCUCUAUCGCUGGCUUCGGUUCCGCGGAAUGUGGUAGCUGCUGGCAACUUACUUUCCCGGAUACGGGUGUAACGAUCACCGUCACUGCUAUGGACCACGCUGGAGACGGAUUCAACCUAAGCCAGGAGGCACUUGACACGCUUACGAACGGAAAUGCGGUUCAGGACGGUGUUAUCCAGGUCAACGCCGUGCAGGUCGACAAGUCCCAGUGCGGCUUGUAAGGUCGUGCGAACACAUAGUAACCUGCCCAGUAGAUAUGGCGGUCAGAAGAGAAUUUCUUGGGAUUUCAGACUUAAUCAUGCAAUCGGACUUAAAGAACAAUAGUUAUGAUAGAAUGGACAUUCCGCAUGUAUUGGGUAAUACGACACGAUUUUUUAAGCAUUCAGUUUCGAACACUCGUAUAAGUAUAGCGCCCUCAUGACGACUGCGACGGGUUUUAGAUCACUCUUCUUUUUUUAAAAUUCCGACCUGCUGCCUCUGUCAGGCAUGCGGACGUUUAUGCAAGCCACGGAUUUCUUUCGACUGGUUGACGAGAAUGAAAUUUGGUAAGUAUGUAAGGCUCGACAUGAGCCUGUUUCCUCAUCGCAUACCAUGCUAAGUAUGUGUUAUGUUAAUGUGCUUUAGAACAGGCCGUAUAAUGCCGAUAUACUCACGCCAAGACCGUUCACAAGUUGCUUUACUCACUUGUAGUAUCAUGUGACUGGAACGACUUGACGCGCAUACAUCCACUUUUCCAAGCUAUUUUAACCCUCCAUCUAUGAAAUCAAGGGUAUGAGCCUGACGUGGUGAUGGAGGCAACUCUGUACAAAAGACCACACAUCACAUAUCAAACUCGUGUAUGAGAACUAUGUUUUGUAAAUAACGUUUUUCACAGGGCUGACCCUGCGCGCAC